AUAUGCCCACAAACUUUUUGGCCAACAAGAUAACCUCGUAACAGUGCACUGGCUCCAACUGCCGUAACUGCAGAAACACGGGCACUCAAUGCGAGCCGUAUAUACGUCCCGGGAGGCGCGACAACUCAGUGGCACUUCGAAUGGCCCAAUCGAGGGUCCAAUGGCUUGAAGAUCAGCUGUCACAAAAGUUUGGUAUUGAAUGCAGUAGGCUACCUGUCGGAACAUCCUUGAAUCCCUCUCAAGCCACGAUAUCCAUUCCGCAGGAACAGAGGCAAGAGAACCCACCCUCAGCCGCACCUCCAGGUUGUCGGACUGCCAGUACAGAAGAGCAGACAGCGCCUGUGAGCCCAGCCACGGUAAUAGAUACUUCAGAAAUCAGCCUGCUGGCUCUUAAUGCAGCAGGCGAAGUGAGAUAUCUCGGACCGUCAAGUGGAUCCUUCUUCACAGCGUACAUCUCAAAGCUUGCCCAAACCAUAGACAGAUGCCCGGACAAUGAUGGAAUACCGCUUCAUACCACGCGCACGAUUAGCUCAGAUGAUGACGAUCAGGAGAUCCUGUCAAGUGAGAUUGUACAAGAUCUCUUGCAUUCAUAUGAAAUGUGGAUUCACACACUUUAUCCAUUGAUGGACCUUGAGUAUUUACGGAAUCUUGUGCGAAAAUGCAAAGAUAGUCAAACUUCAGCACAAGACAUGGAAUUAGCAAUAGUCUAUCUUGUUCUAGCACUAGGAGUCAAGCAGCAACCUCCGAAGCCAGGCAAGCCAUGGUCCAGCAGUAACACACAGGAGCCAUCUACUUUGAUGCCACUUUCUUCUCGCCUUUAUUCUCGAGCGAUAAAAUGCCUCAGUCACAGCAGUGCAUACACGCCCAGCAUUAUGUUAAUACAAAUCAUCCUUUUAAUAUCCAUUUACGGUUCCUACGAGUCCGUGGAAUCAAGUCAAUGGCAGCUAGCCGGCUUGGCGAUGCGGGUAAGAAGAUAUAUAUUGUUCGAUUCAAGAAUCUGCUGAUUAUUUUGCAGAUGGCGGUUGACCUUGGUUUGCAUCAUUCCCCCGAAGGUGGCAUGCAUCGCAACAAGAUCUAGACGAAAGAAAUCGUCUCUUUUGGUCUGUAUAUGCGAUCGAAAUUGGUCUGGCAUAUAAUCUAGGAC
Molecule: messenger RNA, 1144 nt
Organism: Truncatella angustata
Lineage: Eukaryota; Fungi; Ascomycota; Sordariomycetes; Amphisphaeriales; Sporocadaceae
Exons: 2
Coding region: 141-1004 (287 amino acids)
Biological process (GO): DNA-templated transcription
Molecular function (GO): DNA binding; zinc ion binding
Source: RefSeq, a predicted model, not a curated record